AUGUCAACAACACAGGAUCGGUCUCCUCCGGAGGCCGACUCCCAACAAGCUGGAAAAAAUGACAAGGUUCAGCCUCAGCCAACCAAAGAAAGUAAAGAAAAGAACGUCAAGAGUGAGGCGGCGGAAGCAUCAAAACCAUCUAAACUUUCUGGUGCGGAAUUGAAAGCAAAGGCCAAGGCAGAAAAAGCUGCAAGACGAGCACAAGUAAAGGUAUCGAAGGAAGUUGCAAAGGGUGAAGCGGCUGUGUCGUCCUCUCCUGGACCAUUAGGUCCAUCUGCUGGCGAAAUUAAGGGCGGGAAAUCAAAGGGGAAGCAAGAUGGUGCAGCGACAACUCCGGCAGCAGGAAAACAAGCAGUGUCAAAGGGGCCUGCAUCUGUGGUUCCUAUUGAACCCAAAUUCACGAUACCUGAAUGCUUUAGCCAUCUUUCUAUGGCCAAGAGGAUUCCUAUAACCCAGGCAGACAAGGACGUUCAUCCUACCGUUCUUGCAUUGGGCCAACAAAUGGCUACAUUCACGAUUGACGAAAGCAUCACACGAUUAAAAGCAACCCUGCUAGCCUUUAAAAAGGUCAUCGAUUCAUAUACCACUCCUCCCGGCAACACACUUGCAAGACAUCUAACGCCCCAUGUCUUAAAUCCUCAGAUUGAAUAUCUCACUGCAUGUCGACCUAUGUGCUUUUCUAUGGGAAAUGCAAUCCGCUGGCUCAAAUUGCAAGUUAGCAAGAUCGAUCCUGAUGUUCCUGAACUGGAGGCCAAGAAACAGCUGUGUAGCAGCAUCGACACAUUCAUACAGGAACGAAUCAGCAUGGCCGAUCUUGUAAUUACUGAGAAAGCCACGGAAAAGAUCCAGAACGGAGAUGUCAUACUGACAUUUGGAUGGAGUAGUAUUAUCGAGCGCACCCUCGUUCAAGCCCACCGAUUCGCCGAAAGAAAAUUCAGUGUCGUUAUCCUUGAUGACCCUUAUGAAAAGAAGGGCCAAACGCUAGCAAAGAACCUGGCUGCAUCGGAAAUCAAGGUGUCUUAUUAUGGAGACUUUGGUGGGUUGAGAUGCCAUCUCCCAAGCGUCAACAAGAUCUUCGUCUCUGCUGAGUCCAUGUUCAACAACGGAUCCAUGUAUGCUCGUUCAGGAACUUGCGACCUCGCCAUUGCUGCAAAGCAGUUAGAUAUACCUGUUCUUGUCCUAUGCGAGUCUAUCAAUAUCACCGAGCGGGUUUCCACAGAUUCCCUUACAUACAACGAGAUCGACCCGGAACGAAGUUCAAGCGCAUCAUUUAGGCUCUUAUAUGACACCACUCCGGACAAAUACUUGUCACUGGUCAUCUCGGAGUUAGGAACUGUACAGCCUACGUCAGUACCGGAUUUGCUACGGAAACUAGAGGAGUCCAACUAG
Annulohypoxylon maeteangense is the source of this 1389-nucleotide messenger RNA. Its product is annotated as nagb/rpia/CoA transferase-like protein. The transcript is spliced from 2 exons. The record is from RefSeq and is a predicted model, not a curated record. Bases 1 to 1389 code for a protein of 462 amino acids. NCBI's taxonomy places the organism in Eukaryota, Fungi, Ascomycota, Sordariomycetes, Xylariales, Hypoxylaceae.